Messenger RNA from Cavenderia fasciculata, 1995 nucleotides. RefSeq lists its product as uncharacterized. The transcript is spliced from 6 exons. The coding region runs from base 1 to 1995 and encodes 664 amino acids. Lineage: Eukaryota; Evosea; Eumycetozoa; Acytosteliales; Cavenderiaceae. The record is from RefSeq and is a predicted model, not a curated record.
AUGACAGCAUCUUCUAAUGAACUCCUUGAAUCAAGGACUGUUAGAUUUACUGAUUCCAUCAAGAAGUUGUUAAAUGGGCCAUUCGUCUUCUCACUUGGAUCUAAUACCAAUGUGACAUUAUCUUGUCGAGACCUCUCAGUUAUGAAAGAUCUUCAACAACGAGCCGAUCAAGUCAUACUCGACAUUGUUUAUCGAGUAUGCAAUUUGGAGUGUAAUAUUGCUUCAGAUGAUGGUGAUGAUCUCAUAUAUGAUCAAAAGCAAAGCCCACAUCCUUCACUAGCAUUGAUUUAUUUGCUAUUUAUUCAAUUACCCGAUGGUACUGAUAAUGACAAGUGUCUGUUUCAUCAUCUAUCAUAUGAAACAAAGAAACAUAUGCAUGAACUCUUGCUCAAUCAUAUCAAACAAUCAAAGGAGUUUGUUCACCACGAGAAGGAAUUAAUUCAAUUAAUUCUAUCAAACCAAUAUGGUAUUAUUAGAAUGAAUAACUAUGAUGCACACAUUAGAGACAAAUAUUUGGAUGUCAUAUAUGAUACUUUGGAUACUAUAUUUCGUGUCUAUAAGGACCCCAAUAUAUCCAAAAGUGUUUGUAGAGACAAACCCGUUUAUAUGUUUUUAUUGGUGCUCAAAGAGUAUAGUUUUCAAGAUCAAAGAGGUAAAGAAUUAAAAAGGAUGAUUUCACAAACAGUAUUCCUUGAACUUUCCGAUACUGAAUGGACCAAUCAAAUUUCUUGUGACUUUUUAAAAGAGUAUAUUAAAACUAUAUUCUUGGAUGCUUACAAUGAUGGUUAUUUCGUACCACAACAACCCAAUGACUAUAUGGAUGCGGAAGACUGGAAUAACCCACUCUUUUACGCCAAUGUCUUUGACUCGAAAAAGUAUAGUGACAUCAAAGUUAUAUCAGAAUCUUUAAAAGAGGAUAAUGAACUUGUUCAAUGUGAAUUAUUGGAAUUUAUUUACCAAUUCUGUAAUAUGCCUUACUAUAUUGAUAUGCUUAUCAAUAGUAUAGAGUUUCGAGAUAUCAUCAAAGAUGUUAUUAAUCACAUCAUCAAUCAAGCUUCACCAUAUCCUCGUUUAUUAUCCUCUCUAAUCAAGGUCUGUGAUCAAGAUUGUUAUAAUCACAAUCAAUUUGCAUCCGAAAUGUUGAAAAAAUUAUUUCCUACAGAGCCUCUUUGGCAAGAAUGUAUUGUCAACCUCGCUCUAAAGUCGGUUCAAUCAAAUCAUAGGGAGGUUAUAGAUUCUGCUAUAUCUUUUGUAUACACAUUCACAUACCAUCACAUUCCUCAAUUUACAAGUUUAAAAGCAUUAUCAACAGCGAUCAUUGGGUUAUUGGAUUGUUUUCAAAAUGACGAUAAAAUUUUAAGAACAGUGGAAUACAAAGGAAUACACCACCAAGAAUCUACUCUACUAUUUCAACAAAUACUCGAUUCAUUGGCUAAGGCAAUGCCCUCUAAUCUAUCUCGAACUAAUCCAGAUGUACUAGAGCUUCUCAGAUACCAUUUGGCUGCGGCCACUAAAAUGGUCGAACAAAUAAUACUUGGAGAAGGAAACAUUACAACCGAUCAAAUAUUACAAAUCAUCGAUUUGAUAGUACAAGCACAACAUUAUACUAUUAACACAUAUAGUGAAUUUCGCUGGAGCUGGGAUGAAUUGCCAGAGAUUGAUAUUUUGGUAAAGACACUAGUUUCAAUGGACGAUCAAUGGAACACAAUUGAAAUGAUAUCAUUCCAUGUGAUUGAUAUGGUUGUCGAUUGGAUCAAUCGAUAUCUGAGAUCAACAAAAAGUGACUUGCCUUCAAAAGUCGAGUUGGUCAUUGAUUUCUAUGAUCAACUAAAUAUUGUUCCACCAAGCAUUACAAUAUCACCAAGAAAGAAGAUAUCAUAUUCUGAAUGGAUUGAUAGAUUGAUAGUGGCACUUGAAAAGAACACGAGUUAUAGCCCAAGAGAUCUCACCGAGGAAUUAAAACAAAUAAAAGAAAAAAUAAAUAAAAAUAAAUAA